This is a messenger RNA of Juglans regia (Persian walnut), 1718 nucleotides long. RefSeq names its product DNA excision repair protein ERCC-1-like. Gene Ontology annotation, molecular function: damaged DNA binding; single-stranded DNA binding. Gene Ontology annotation, cellular component: nucleotide-excision repair factor 1 complex; ERCC4-ERCC1 complex; nucleus. The transcript has 8 exons. The record is from RefSeq and is a predicted model, not a curated record. Lineage: Eukaryota; Viridiplantae; Streptophyta; Magnoliopsida; Fagales; Juglandaceae. Bases 63 to 1331 code for a protein of 422 amino acids. Gene Ontology annotation, biological process: nucleotide-excision repair; UV-damage excision repair; meiotic mismatch repair.
UCUCAGAGAGAUACUGCAACUCCGGCGCGAAUUCUCUCUCUCUCUCUCUCUCUACAAGGAAAAUGGAGGAAGAAGAAGAGCAGCAAAAGUCACGGCCAAAUCAGGAGAGGAAGAGCUCCAUAGUGAUAAAGAUACCAUCUUAUCAGGAAGUUGUUGAGAGCUCACAGUCGAAGUCAACCCCACUCUCUCUCUUCAACCCCUCCCAGUCCUUCUCCCAAGCCUUCUCCUUCAUCAAAUCCUCCGAGUUCUACAUCCCUCCUCCUCCACUCUCUAGCACCUCCUCCUCUUCCUUUUCACAGCCGGUUCAGGCCUCGGAUGGAACCGGUUCAAGGCAAACUACUCAAUCAGAUGCACCAUCUUCUUCCUCAUCGGCUUCUGCUCCUGCUGCUACUCCUUCGUUGAUGUUAUCAACGUCACUUGUCACACAGAGUCGCAAUGCUAUUCUUGUGAGCCACAGACAGAAAGGAAAUCCCUUGCUCAGACAUAUCAGGAAUGUGAGGUGGGCUUUUGCGGAUGUUGUCUGUGACUACUUGCUUGGUCAGAGCUCAUGUGCUCUCUAUCUGAGUCUUAGGUAUCAUCUGCUGCACCCAGACUACUUGUAUUUCCGUAUCAGAGAACUGCAAAAGAAUUUCAAGCUUCGCAUUGUUCUAUGUCAUGUUGAUGUGGAAGAUGCAGUCAAGCCUUUACUUGAAGUUACUAAGACAGCUCUACUUCAUGAUUGUACCCUAUUAUGUGCUUGGAGCUUGGAGGAAUGUGGACGCUACUUGGAGACGAUAAAAAUCUAUGAAAACAAGCCUGCAGACAUUAUUCAAGGCCAAAUGGAUACAGACUAUCUUUCACGGCUAAAUCAUGCUCUGACAACGGUUCGACAUGUUAACAAGACCAAUGUAGUCACCCUUGGUACUACAUUUGGGGUAUGCUGCCUGCUGUUUCACACCUACAUAUUUGCUUUAUUUUUGUGCGCGCACAACUGUUUGUCUGUUCAUAUUGAGCUGGUUGUUAUGCCACUGCAGUCCCUUUCACAUAUAAUGGAUGCAUCCAUGGAAGAUCUAGCCCGAUGCCCUGGAAUAGGAGAGCGCAAGGUAAAACGUUUGUAUGACACUUUUCAUGAGCCAUUCAAACGGGUGGUUUCCAGCCGUUCUACUGUCCCAGAUACUCCUAUCCAAGACAAUGGUGAACCUUGCUCUACCAAAGAAAAAGACGAGGACGAGGACAAGGACAAAGAAAAUGCAAGCAACCAUAAGAAAGAGCCUGAAGUGACAGUUAAAUCAGCCCUGUCUGCUGCUUUUGCCAAGUAUACCGAUAAAGUUGGUAAAAAGAACAACACCUAGUCAAUGGGGGAAAAGAGAGGAGAAACAUCUGUUUCUGUGGAAUCAGAAGCUAAAAGAAAAGGUUCCUUAUGGAGUUGCUCCAAGUUGAUUACCUUUUUCAGACCUCAACAGAAGCCAAAGCAUGAGAGCUAGGUGAGAUGGAAAUACUGAAGGUUUCGCCAUACUUUAUAUGUUGGCACUGGAAAGAAAUCAGAUAGUGGCAGUCUACACACACUUUAGUGACACCCGUUAAACUGGUCCUUUCAUGCCCUUGACUUUAUCUCUGCACCAAAGAAAAUCUUGAGUCAAAAUGUAAUUUGUAUAUCUACAUAUAGAUUCCUAGAGUUACAGUUUUGUUGUAAUAUUAACAUUCAUUUUCCCCAAUGAAAUUAAGCUGUCAUUUUUGCA